AUGAACAAAAACAUUUUAAAACCAAGUGCAAGUGGCUCGUCUUCCACGACAGUCAAAACCAAAAAAUCAUCAUCAUCAUCAGAAGCCGCUGCAGCAACAACAACUGCGUCGGUAAGCAGAAAUGCGCCGCUUCUCCGACCUGUUCGUCGAAUUAUUCAAAACUUCCUUCUCGUCUGGCUCGAUGCGAAUAUUGACGAGACCAAGGAAGAUUUUAAAAAUUCAUUAAAAAAUCUACAGCAUAUUGUGGCAUCCAUUACGACGUUUACGGAUGCUCAAGAAUGUUUCGAAUUUCUUGGCGAAAUUAAAAAAGAAAAAGUUUUCAUAAUUGUAUCUGGUUCAAUUGGACAAAACUUUGUACCCAAAAUCGAAACAUUGCCACAAUUAGACUCAAUUUAUGUCUUUUGUGGCAAUAAAUCAUUUCACGAACCAUGGGCCAAUACAAUCUCAAAGGUCAAAGGUGUUUACACCGAUAUUAAACCAAUUUGUGAAGCACUUGAAAUCGAUCGUGAACGAUGUGAUCGAGCUAUGGUUUCGAUCAGUUAUAAUGGUCUAGAUCCGCUAUUUAUGUAUACGCAAUUAUUAAAGGAAGCACUUUUACAAAUCGAAGACGAUGAUAAAAAAGCUAUUAAAGGCCUUGUUGAUUAUUGCCGUCUGGAACAAGAUAUACCAGAAGAUCAAAUUGAAAAAAUUGAACGUGAAUAUCGUGCUCAUACGCCAAUAUGGUGGUAUACAGCCGAAACGUUCAUUUAUCCCGUACUUAAUCGUGGACUUCGACAAAUGGAUGUCGAUAUUAUAAUGAAAAUGGGCUUCUUCAUUCGCCACUUACACAAUCAUAUCGCUGAAUUACAUCGUCAACAACAAGGUACUGUGCCAGCUAAAUUUCAAGUCUUUCGCGGACAAGGUUUGUCCAUGGAAGACUUUGAAAAGAUGAAAAAAACCAAAGGAGGACUUAUGUCCUUUAAUAAUUUCUUAUCGACCAGUCGCAAUCGCAUGGUCUCAUUUAACAAUUUCGCACGGCUAGCCACAAGGAAUACUACUUCUGUUGGUAUCCUCUUUGUUAUGACCAUCGACACGGCUAUUUGCAUGAAAUCAUCAACACCUUUCGCCGACGUCAGCAAAGUUAGCUUCUUUAAAGGCAAAGAAGAAGAAAUUCUGUUCUCGACGCAUACAAUUUUUCGCAUCGACCGCAUUGAAAAAAUUCACGACGAGCGUACGGAUCGCCUAUGGCAGGUCAAUCUCACCCUCGCAGGUAAUCAAGAUGAUGAUUUUAAUAAACUUACGGCACAUCUGCGCGAAGAAUUUAAUUGGACAAAAGGAUGGCCUCGACUAGGUUCUAUACUUAUUAAAUUAGGUAAGCCUGCACAAGCAGAACAUCUCUAUCAGAUACUCCUCGAAAAGGCAUCUACUGACAAAGAACGAUCGGAUUAUAAUCUUCAACUUGGUCGGGUGUAUGAUAAUAUGGGCGAGUACUCGAAGGCACUUUCAUCGUAUGAACAAUCACUUGAAAUCCGAAAAAUAGCUCUCCCUCCAAAUCAUCCCGACUUGGCUGCUUCCUAUAACAACAUCGGUUUGGUGUAUAAUAACAUGGGAGAUUAUUCGAAAGCACUUUCAUCGUAUGAAAGAUCACUUGAAAUCCAGAAAAUAGCUCUCCCUCCAAAUCAUUCCGAUUUGGCUACUUCCUACAACAACAUCGGUAAUGUGUAUAAUAACAUGGGCGAGUACUCGAAAGCACUUUCAUCGUAUGAGCGAUCACUUGAAAUCAAGAAAAUAGCUCUCCCUCCAAAUCAUCCCGACUUGGCUGCUUCCUACAACAACAUCGGUUUGGUGUGUUAUAACAUGGGCGAGUACUCGAAAGCACUUUCAUAUUACGAAAAAGCACUUGAUAUCGACCAAAAAGCUCUUCCUCCGAAUCAUCCUGAUUUAGCUUCUGACUACAACAACAUCGGUUUGGUGUAUAAUAACAUGGGCGAAUACUCGAAAGCACUUUCAUAUUACGAAAAAUCACUUGAUAUCGACCAAAAAGCUCUCCCUCCGAAUCAUCCUGAUUUAGCUUCUGACUACAACAAUAUCGGUUUGGUGUAUUAUAACAUGGGCGAGUACUCGAAAGCACUUUCAAAUUAUGAAAAAGCACAUGAAAUCGAUCGGAAAACUUUACCACCGAAUCAUCCAUAUAUCGCACAAUCGAAACGAAACAUUGAAAAUGUAAAAAAGAAGAUGUAA
This is a messenger RNA of Rotaria sp. Silwood2, 2220 nucleotides long. The record is from the annotation of a GenBank genome assembly. Lineage: Eukaryota; Metazoa; Rotifera; Eurotatoria; Philodinida; Philodinidae.